UGUAAGUUAUCAUGUGACUGCAGUGAGUAGAAAACAGAGUUGCUGACCUGUUCCUGCCUGGGGCAGCCCGCCAGCCCCAUGGCCCAGAGCGUGCUCUACGCUGACCUGAGAUUUGCCAAGGGGCCAGGGGGCCACGGCACAGCCAGCCAGCUGCUGGAGGCAGCCAGCUCAGACGACACAGACAGCCCCUAUGAAAAUGUUAUACCAGGAUCAGCACCCACGGGGACAGCAGGGGAAGGGACCCAGCACAGCCCAAGGCAGUGGUCCUGGAGGCGCUGUGUCCCCGCGGGGCUGCUGGCAGCCAGCCUGCUGCUGUUGGUGGCCCUGGUGGCCGUGGGGACCUGCUACUGGCAGGUGACCCGCCAGCUGCAGAACAUAUCCCUGGAGCAGGCGGCCGAGCGCAGCCACUUCUCACAGGAGGCACAGGUGUGGGAGCAGAGCCUGGAGCAGGCACAGCAGGAGCUGGCACAGGUGCAGGAGGAGCUCCAGCAAGCAUGGCAGGAGGGCAACAGCAGCCAGCAGGAGCUGGCAAGGAGGGAGGCCGAGCUGGUGCGUGUCUCGGGAGUCCUGGAUGCGACCCAGAAGGAGCUGCAGGAUGUGCAGGAGAAGCUCAGUGCCAGUGAGCAGGCAGCAAGCAGCCUGCGUGUCUGCCUGAAUGCCGACUGCUGCCCCUCGGGCUGGCUGCUCUACCAUGGCAAGUGCCUCUUCAUCUCGGCACUGAAGAAGAGCUGGUGGGACGGCCAUUGGGAUUGUGUGGGGAAAUCCUCCCAGCUGCUGGUCCAAGGCGGAUGGGAGUCGUGGAUGCUGCCGCAUUUUCUGCAAGCAGAUGGUGCCAAGUACUGGGUUGGAGGAAGAUAUCAAUGGUAUUCAGAUCUUCAGUGGCUGGAUAAGAAGCUGUAUGUCCAGGGAGAGAGGUUUGCCUACUGUGCUGCAACAGCCAGCGGGAGGAUAGAGAGGAAAAGCUGCAGUGAUGAGUAUGCAUGGAUCUGUGAGCAACCUCCGAAGAUAAGCAGCGUAUCAGAGAGCCUCUUUCCUUUGCUGGUCAAAGGGUGAUAGUAGAACUCCCUCUCCACUGCAGGACUUGGAGAAAGAAGCUGGGGAUAGAAAAGAAAGACAGCCUUCCCCUUGUGCAUGGCUCCAUGCUUGUCCCCUGCCAUGCUCCAGGGAAGUAGAUGGGAAAAGAGAGAGCUGGUGUUUUAAACCUUGCCUUUCUGUGUCUCACACUCAUGCCCAUGCUUGAUACUUGGCAAUAAACUCAGGGCCUUCAGCAGUUAA
Messenger RNA from Numida meleagris (helmeted guineafowl), 1275 nucleotides. Its product is annotated as B-cell differentiation antigen CD72-like. The record is from RefSeq and is a predicted model, not a curated record. Bases 79 to 1053 code for a protein of 324 amino acids. The transcript is spliced from 7 exons. NCBI's taxonomy places the organism in Eukaryota, Metazoa, Chordata, Aves, Galliformes, Numididae. Gene Ontology annotation, molecular function: transmembrane signaling receptor activity. Gene Ontology annotation, cellular component: plasma membrane.